GGAGUAGGUUUCAAAAUGGCCGCUCAAAUGGCUACUAGUGCGAUGGAGAAAGUUUCAGAGAAAGUUUCCUUCGCAAAAAAGAUCCCAUUGCUGAUGAAGGCCACUUCAGACGAUGAUAAUCCAACUUCUGGUUACAUGUAUCAGGAAAUAACUAGUACUAAAGAUUUUGUGUUAUGUUGGAAGCAAUGGUCAUUCUGAGUUCAGAAGUGCAUUGCGGCAUAAAGCUGAUGUUGUCAGAGAAACUGAAAGUUUUACUGGUCAAUUAGAUCAUCUACAGGGCGAUGCCCUCAAUCAACGAGUUAGAGCUGCUGCGUCAGAAUUAAUUGGACUUCUCUUCAAUGUUGAGAGCAGUGGAAAGUCAACCAUGCAUGCAAUGAUGGGACCAACAGGAAAGAAGAUGGAAGGAUUUGGAAACUCACCUUCUCAACAGCCAAAAAGCAAAACAUGGCUUGACUCCAUGAAAACUCUUGCUGAACGUCUUCCAGAGGCAGCCAAUCGUUUGGCAUCAAAGAACGAAAAGGAAAGUAUGGCAUCAACUGGAGGAUCAAGCAUCAGAUUUGUUAACUACGUUGAUUUUUCAGAUCCCAACUCAGAUUCCAAGAAAUUUGUGGAUGAUGAAAUUUCCAAUCGUUCAUCAGAGGACCAAGAAUCAUUAGAAUCAGAAGAUAGCUUGUCUGUAGAGGUUCAUCUCGUUGAAAACAUUACAUCUGAAGGUGGAAUACGUGCAGUACCUUCUAAGCAAGAUUUAAAUCACUUCACAAAGAGAUGCUCUUCCUUGAAUUUUGAUGAAGUGUUGAUAGCACUAAACAACAGACUACUGGAACCAAUUACUGAAGUUCAAUUGAAAUCAUUACAUGUUUUGGAACAUCUUUUAAAAAGUGAUAUUUCCUGUGUGGCCUCAAGAAUGUCUCGAUUUUGCACAAAUUUGGAAGAAAUUACUAAAUCAGAAAGUGGUAGUGUUUUAUCUAAGGCUACAAAGAUCUUGUAUUUAAUGAAUGCAAAAACAGAAAAAGAGAGAAUUCAAAAAGAUGUUCGAUUUUCAGUUGAAGAGAGAGACGUUCCAGAGGGUGGAGAAUCUUUAGACUCCACACUUCAUUCUAAAGCAGAUCAAACUCUUACUCUAUUUUCUGGAAUGAGUUUACAUUCGCAGACAGAUACCACCAAGUUAUCCGCACUAUUUGAUUCUAACACUACUGGUCCAGAGAAGAGAUCUUCAGAGGGAAAUCUGGAUGUCUUCCAAGGACUUGAUUUUUCAAGUGGGAGUGACACCUCUAGAAAUAGCAAUAAUGCAAAUCAAAGAUCUAAAGGAGCUAAAUCAGACUUUGAGGAUUUCUUUUCCGUCAAAGAGGAUAUCACACGAUCAGCCUCGGUCAAAAAAGCCAAUGGCCGAGAAGCCGCUAAGGACAGCGUGACAGAUCUGUUUGAUCCAUUACUCAUCGACAGCAAGAAUUCUCCUGGAAAUCAUGUCACACAAUCCAAUUUAACUUCAAUUGUUGAAGUAAGAAAACACCACAAUUUCAACUCACAGAGAAACGUUCUAGAGGAUCCGCAACUUGUGAGCUACGGAAACAGUGUGAUACCACCUCAGGAUAACAUUCUAAGUCCAAUGAACUCUUUGAAUGUAAAUACCGCCGCCUCUGCCUCAGUGAAUUUCACAAGUGGUUCACAAAUUUGCCGGAAUUCAGACGAUUUGUCACACAACAGAACUUCACCGCCAAAUGUCACGUUGCCUACCAGCGGAGCGCAGAGAACAAAUCGGCGAUCUUUACAAUUUCCUUAUAGCCACCAUCCAGUCUUUCAACAGCCUGUUACAAGUAGUGCGUCUUCAAUCCCUCUAAGACUUCCUAAACAGUCGAGUCAAAGAACCGAUUUUAGUUUUGUCGGAAAAUCCGGUAGGGCAGAUGCGUUUAGUUUUGUCAAAGACGAGAUGAAAGCAAGGAAAUAGAUUCAGAAGUAAAUUGAUUUUGUCGCGAAAAAAAAAAAAAUGUCAGUGACGAAAAUUUGUAAACAUCGUAGAAUGCAUCGAAGAUAUGGUUGAAUAUUUUAAAGAAAAGAAAAGGAGUAGUUUAUGUACGGUGAGAAUUAAAUAAAUUCUAUUAUAUAUUUUUA
Molecule: messenger RNA, 2109 nt
Organism: Stylophora pistillata
Lineage: Eukaryota; Metazoa; Cnidaria; Anthozoa; Scleractinia; Pocilloporidae
Product: AP-4 complex accessory subunit tepsin
Cellular component (GO): trans-Golgi network membrane
Source: RefSeq, a predicted model, not a curated record